Molecule: messenger RNA, 1926 nt
Organism: Symbiodinium necroappetens
Lineage: Eukaryota; Dinophyceae; Suessiales; Symbiodiniaceae
Source: the annotation of a GenBank genome assembly
AUGCCUGAGCCCGUGCGCCAUGUCGCUUUGGCUACAACCUUGAAGGUUUAUGUUCACAGCGCCUCCGACCUGCCGCGCGGCGAUGCCAAAGGUCUGUCCGAUCCUUACGUGGUUUGCUUCCUUCCACCGGGCGCGGACCCCGUCUUCCAAACCCAGGUUUGCAGGCAAACGCUGGACCCGGUCUGGGACGAGGAGCACCAGUUCCGCUACAACCCGGGCGCCAGUCUCCAGUUCCAGGUGCUGGACAAGGAUGACUCCCUGAAGGAUCUCUCCGAGCGUUUGCUUGACUUCCGCGGAAUCGGUUCCGACUUCCUCGGGCAAGUGACCUUGGAGAGUGAGGAAUUUUAUCCGAAGGGAUUCGAGGGCGAUGUCAUGCUCGAGGGUGUGCCUGGGGGCAAGAAUGCUAUCUUGUAUCUGCGAAUCACUGUCGAUGAGGGUCAGGUGCGCCUGCCCAUUCCUUCUCAGCCUGCGGCACAGCCUCACGAGACUCUGAUGGACACUGCCGAAGCCCAGCAGUUGCUCUACAGCACAGAGGAGAUGCCGGCGAAGGAAACGAGGCCGCCAACCACGCAGGCUCCCCAACAUCUUCCCCAGCAUCCUCCUUCGGAGCGUCUCCAACAGAAUGCUCGCCAAGAGCAGAGGGGCGGAUCCUGCUCCUCCACCGCUGCACCGGGGGGCUUACAUGAGGUCUGGCAGCUUCGCGUCACACUUGCAGCAGCUGUUGCAUUGCCAACGACACGCGACAGUGGGAGGUGCAGCCCAUACUGCCUUUGUGACCUCGCCGGGGACACGCCUUUUCAAUGCAGAACAGCUGUCAUCACUGACUCACGGGAACCAGUGUGGAACAAGACGGUCGACAUGGAGUUCUCCGGCAAAGAGCCUCUAGUCUUCUCUAUCUACAGCAAGGAAGUUUGGCCGGGGAAAGACACAUUACUUGCGACGGCCACACUUUCAGCUAAUCAGCUGCUUCCAGACGGCUUCGACGGAGACCUUGGGUUAGAGCUAUGCAGCGGUGCCGAACUGCACACACACUCCGAGCGACCUUCUCUGAGAGUGCAGGUGACGUGCCACAAAGUGCAGCGAACAGCCGUUUCCGCGGCUCGUCGCGAGAAGCACCAGCACCAGAAGCAUUUGGAGGCCCCAGAGCGGCAGGAGCAUCGCCAAGACAAGGCUUCCAGUCCCAGGCCGAAGGCGAAACCAACGCUGAGCCCAAAGAGGCUGAAAGUGAUCAUCCAGAGCUUCCGAGGAUUGCAUGGGCUCGACUUGUCUUCAAGGCGAGUGUUCUCCUGCAUUUGCGCCAUUGCCGGGCGGAGAUAUGCAGACUUGCAGACUGGCCCCGCCAUGGAGCAGGGGUACCAAACAGUCUGGAAUCUAGAAGGUGAGCUUCAAGACUACGUGGAGGGAGAAGACUUGGAGUUCCACGUGGCAUGCGAGGAAACACAGCUUGAGGGAUCCGCCAUCCUCCGGUGCCAUCAGUUCUACCCGUUCGGGUUCAACUCCGACAUCACCAUGGCAAACGAUGGCCAGGGAAUAGUGGGACUAUUGCGGGUGAAGGUCAGCGUGGAGAGAGGAGCCAGUCAAAAGCACGUCUUUCCUACAGGGUUGCGAACUCUGGGCAUCCAGCAACCAUCUUCCGCUGCCGACGCGAGGCUGAAACAAGCAGGCGACGUUUGGCUCCGCAGCCUCCGACCCUGGGAUGCCUUCCACGCGUCCCUGGCAGCAGCUCAGGGCCAGGAACGACAUCGACUCUCCGAGCAGUCCAGUGCGAUCUUGAAGCCGAAAGUGAGCUCUUGCCUCGAAGAUGUUCUCGACAGCGUCCAUCUUUCGACUCAUUUCGACGCGGCUCGAGGCAGUGGGAGGACGUUCCGGCCGCUCCGCCUCUCCGUCCUCACCCACCAAGCCGAGGCCUCGGAGCAACGGAUGUAA